Etheostoma spectabile (orangethroat darter) is the source of this 1293-nucleotide messenger RNA. It is a transcript of the gene stc1, whose product is annotated as stanniocalcin 1. The coding region runs from base 173 to 943 and encodes 256 amino acids. Gene Ontology annotation, cellular component: extracellular region. The record is from RefSeq and is a predicted model, not a curated record. Gene Ontology annotation, biological process: intracellular calcium ion homeostasis. Gene Ontology annotation, molecular function: hormone activity. Lineage: Eukaryota; Metazoa; Chordata; Actinopteri; Perciformes; Percidae. The transcript is spliced from 4 exons.
CCAAAGGAGUCCAGUGUAAAGACAUUUGCUGGCAGCUGACUUGUAACAGCCUACUGUGCGUUUCUUGCGUUUCCCGGCGCUGCAGAAGCUUGUCAUUCUUUAUAAAAAAAUUCCACCCAAAGCAGGAGGCGUUUCUUUACAUUUUAGUUGUAUUAGCUGUGUUGAGAGGACGAUGCCUUUGAGGACCGGACUUUUUCUCCUGAUGGUGCUGAACGCAUCUGCAAAUGAACUGGAUCAAAACGAGUCUUAUUCGCCCAGGAGAACACGCUUUUCUGCCAACAGCCCUUCAGAUGUGGCACGCUGUCUCAACAGUGCCCUCCAAGUUGGCUGCGGAGCCUUCGCCUGUCUGGAAAACUCAACUUGUGACACAGAUGGCAUGCAUGACAUCUGCAAAUCCUUCCUUUACAGUGCUGCUAAAUUUGACACUCAGGGUAAAGCAUUUGUGAAGGAGAGCCUUAAAUGCAUCGCCAAUGGCAUCACCACGAAGGCAUUCCCCACCAUUCGCCGCUGUUCCACCUUCCAAAGAAUGAUAUCCGAAGUCCAAGAGGAGUGUUACAGCAAGCUGAAUAUCUGCACUGUUGCCCGGUCGAAUCCAGAUGCUAUUGGCGAAGUGGCACAGCUACCAAGUCACUUCCCCAAUAGGUUUUAUGGUAAGCUGCUCCAGAGCCUGAUGGACUGCGAUGAGGACACAGUGGACCGCGUCAGGACCAGCAUGGUGUCGCGCCUCGGCCCAGAGAUGACCAUGCUUAUUCAGCUGCUGCAGAACAAGCCCUGCCCGUCCACUGCUGUGGCUGCAGCUGCCGCCAUCCCGACUGGAGUGGAGGGCCGUGGGAGCUGGCGCUGGUCCAUGGGUCCCCAUAUGUACAAGAUCCAGCCUAAUCUGCGAAACAGAGACUCUGCCAGCCAUUUUGGAAAAAAGCGCUCUGCCAGUGACAGCUCCUAACUUCCACUCAGAUUCAGAAACUCCACAAAAAAAAAAAAAAAAAAAAAAAAAAAAGCUCCUCUGUUCCCUGGGGGUGGUAAAACUCCACAAGACUGGAAGUCACAGGAACAUGCACCUCUAGGGAAUGCGGUGAGAGUCAAUAUCAGAGUUUGAUUGUUGUUAUGUUGUAUAUCCUACACUUUAGGCUUGAGAGAACCCCCCCCCCCCUUCCAUCGAGUCCGCUCACAGUUAAGUGUCAAACAUGUGGCUGUUGCAUCUGUGCGACGAGGCGUUCCUGUUCACUCUUCUUCACGUCCUCCAACAGAGGUGAAACCUUGAGAAGUCGUUUGAACCCAAGCAUAAAACGAAAA